GUUCUUUUUGUUAAUGAAUGCAAUGCCGUUCUCUUCAAGUUAUCAUUCCCAGCAUAGUAGACCAUAAGAUUGUCUACUUCAAAUGGCCAGUACUAGUCCAUUUCAGAUAACUAAUACCUAAGAUUAUCUAUCUUUAAGCGCUCCAUUUCAUUUUUGAUGACUUUCAAUUUUCCUUGAUUCAUAUUUCAUACAUUCCACGUCUCAGUUAUUAAUUGAUUCUUGCAACUGUUUCUUCUCAUUUUGAGUGGUGCCACAUACGCAAAUGAAGGUCCCAAAAGCUUGAUUCCAUCCAAGUCAUUAAGGUCAACUCUACUUUGAGGAGGCAGCUCUUCCCCAGUCAUCUUUUGAGUGCCUUCCAACCUGGGGGGCUCAUCUUCCAGCGCUAUAACAGACAAUGUUCCGCUGCUAUUCAUGAGGUUUUCACUGGCUAAUCUCUUUCAGAAGUAGACUGUCGGGUCCUUCUUCCUAGUCUGUCUUAGUCUGGAAGCUCAGCUGAAACCUGUCUACCAAGGGUGACCCUGCUGCUGUUAUUUGAAAUACCAGUGGCAUAGCUUUCAGCAUAACAGCAACACAUUUCAGGAGGUAGUAUAUGAUCAAGAACUGACAGUACUGAAGGAAGACAUCCAAGCUGCACUGAAGGCAUUGGCGAAAAACAAGACUCCAGGAAUUGACGGUUUACAAAUUGAGAUGUUUGAACAAACAGAUGCAGCAGUGGGGGUGCUUACUCAUCUAUGCCAAGAAACAUGGAAGACAGCUACCUAGCUAACUGACUGGAAGACAGCCACAUUUGCGCCUGUUCCCAAGAAAGGUGAUCUAACCAAAUGUGGAAAUUAUAGAACAAUAUCAUUAAUAUCACACCCAAGUAAAAUUUUGCUGAAGAUAAUUCAAAAACAGGUGCUGCAGUACAUCGACAGGAACUGCCAGAAAUUCAAGCUAAAUUCAGAAGAGGACAUAGCAUGAGGGAUAUCAUUGCUGAUGUCAGAUGGAUAUUGGCUGAAAGUAGAGAAUACCAGAAAACGUUUACCUGUGUUUUAUUGACUAUGCAAAGGCAUAACAAAUUAUGGAUGACGUUGCAAAGAAUGGGAAUUCCAGAACACUUGAUUGUGCUCAUGUGGAACCUGUACAUAGACCAAGAGGCAGUCAUUUGAAAAGAAUAGGGGGCUACUGCGUGGUUUAAAGUCAAGACAGGUGUGCAUGAGGGUUGUAUCCUUUCACCAUAUUUAUUCAAUUUGUAUGCUGAGCAAGUAGUCUGAGAAGCUGGACAACAUGAAGAAGAACGUGACAUCAGGAUUGGAGGAAUACUCAUUAACAACCUGCGAUAUGCAGAUGACACAACCUUGCUUACUGAAAGUGAAGAGGACUUGAAACACUGAUGAAGAUCAAAGACUACAGCCUUCAGUAUGGAUUAUACCUCAAUGUAAAGAAAACAGAAAUCCUCACACUGGACCAAUAAGCAACAUCAUGAUAAACAGAGAAAAGACUGAAGUUGUUAAGGAUUUCAUUUUACUUGGUUCCACAAUCAAUGCCCAUGGAAACAGCAGUUAGUAAAUCAAAGGACGUAUUGCAUUGGACAGAUCUGCUGCAGAAGACCUCUUUAAAGUGUUGAAAAGCAAAGAUGUCAGUUUGAGGACUAAGGUUCGUCAGAUGCAAGCCAUGGUGUUUUCAGUUGCCUCAUAUGCACGUGAAAACUGGACGAUGAAUAAGGAAGACCGAAGAAGAAUUGAUACUUCUGAAUUAUGGUGUUGAUGAAGGAUAUCGAAUAUACCAUGGACUGCCAGAAGAACGAACAAGUCUGUUUUUGAAUAAAUACAGCCAGAGUGCUCCUUCGAAGCCAGGAUGGAAAAGACCAAAGUUGUGGAGCCCCUGGACUAUGAGAAUGUUGUCACCCAAAGAAAAACCCAGAUUUACAGUGACCCUCUCAGAGACCUGCUUAUGUUUCCAAUGGAAGAUAUAUCUAUCUCGGUGAUAAGUCGGCAGCGUAGAACAAUGCAGUCUACGGUACCAGAAGAUGCUGAGAAAAGAGCCCAGAGUUUGUUUGUCAAAGAGUGUAUUAAAACCUACAGCACAGAUUGGCAUGUGGUAAACUACAAGUACGAAGAAUUCUCCGGGGACUUUCGAAUGUUGCCAUGCAAAUCUCUGAGACCAGAGAAGAUUCCCAAUCAUGUAUUUGAGAUUGAUGAAGACUGUGAGAAGGAUGAGGACUCAUCUUCUUUAUGUUCUCAGAAAGGUGGUGUGAUAAAACAAGGCUGGUUGCAUAAAGCAAAUGUGAAUAGCACCAUCUCAGUUUCCAUGAAGGUAUUCAAGAGGCGGUAUUUUUACUUAACCCAGCUUCCUGAUGGCUCAUAUAUUCUUAAUUCCUAUAAAGAUGAAAAAAAUUCAAAAGAAUCUAAAGGUUGCAUCUACUUGGACGCCUGCAUUGACGUUGUUCAGUGCCCCAAAAUGCGCCGUCAUGGUUUUGAACUCAAGAUGUUAGAUAAGUAUAGCCAUUAUCUGGCUGCUGAAACUGAGCAGGAAAUGGAGGAAUGGUUGAUAACUUUGAAAAAGAUAAUUCAGAUCAAUACCGACAGUUUAGUGCAAGAGAAAAAGGAAACAGUAGAAACAGCACAAGAUGAUGAAACUGGCAGCCAAGGAAAAGCUGAGAACAUCAUGGCCAGCUUGGAGAGGAGCAUGCAUCCAGAGCUGAUGAAGUAUGGAAGAGAAACUGAACAGCUGAACAAACUCAGUAGAGGAGAUGGAAGACAGAAUCUCUUUUCUUUUGAUUCUGAAGUUCAGAGGUUGGACUUUUCAGGAAUUGAACCUGAUAUAAAGCCAUUUGAAGAAAAGUGCAACAAGCGUUUCCUCGUAAAUUGCCAUGAUUUAACUUUUAAUAUCUUGGGUCAAGUUGGAGACAAUGCAAAAGGACCACCCACAAAUGUUGAACCCUUUUUUAUCAACCUUGCUGUAUUUGAUGUAAAGAACAAUUGUAAGAUUUCAGCUGACUUCCACGUAGACUUAAAUCCCCCAUCUGUCCGUGAAAUGCUGUGGGGCACUUCAGCCCAACUGGCCAGUGAUGGAAACCCAAAAGGUUCUUCACCUGAGUCUUUCAUUCAUGGAAUUGCUGAAUCUCAGUUACGCUACGUAAAACAGGGCAUUUUCUCGGUGAUGAAUCCACAUCCUGAAAUUUUUCUGGUUGCACGUAUUGAAAAAGUACUACAGGGCAAUAUUACACACUGUGCCGAACCCUACAUCAAAAAUUCAGACCCAGUGAAGACGGCCCAGAAGGUACACAGGACAGCUAAGCAAGUGUGUAGCCGGCUUGGACAAUACAGAAUGCCCUUUGCUUGGGCUGCCAGACCUAUUUUCAAAGAUACUCAAGGCUCUCUGGAUCUGGAAGGGAAAGUUUCUCCUUUGUAUAAACAGGACAGUAGCAAGCUUUCUAAUGAAGAUAUUCUCAAGUUGCUCUCAGAAUACAAGAAGCCAGAGAAGACCAAAUUACAGAUUAUUCCUGGGCAGCUAAACAUCACGGUAGAAUGUGUUCCUGUGGAUUUAUCAAAUUGUAUUACUUCUUCAUACGUGCCCCUGAAGCCUUUUGAAAAGAAUUGUCAAAAUAUCACUGUGGAGGUUGAAGAGUUUGUUCCGGAAAUGACCAAAUAUUGUUCCCCAUUUACUGUUUACACAAACCAUCUGUAUGUAUAUCCCUUGCAAUUAAAAUACGAUAGCCAGAAAACAUUUGCCAAGGCCAGGAACAUUGCUGUCUGUGUGGAAUUCCGGGAUUCAGACGAAAGCGACGCUAGUGCGCUCAAGUGUAUUUAUGGAAAACCUGCAGGAUCUGUUUUUACCACAAACGCAUAUGCUGUUGUCUCGCAUCACAACCAAAAUCCAGAGUUCUACGAUGAGGUUAAGAUUGAGCUUCCCAUUUACCUUCAUCAGAAGCACCAUUUGCUUUUCACUUUCUAUCAUGUAAGUUGUGAAAUUAACACAAAGGGAACAACGAAAAAGCAGGACACAGUUGAAACUCCAGUUGGGUUUGCCUGGGUACCUUUGCUGAAGGAUGGUAGAAUCAUCACAUUUGAGCAGCAGCUGCCGGUUUCAGCCAAUCUUCCCCCAGGCUACUUGAAUCUGAAUGAUGCAGAAUCAAGAAGGCAAUCCAGUGUGGAUAUUAAGUGGGUAGAUGGUGCAAAGCCUUUGUUAAAGGUUAAAAGCCACUUAGAGUCUACCAUUUAUACUCAAGAUCUGCAUGUGCACAAAUUCUUCCAUCAUUGCCAGCUGAUUCAGUCAGGCUCUAAAGAAGUUCCAGGGGAGCUCAUUAAAUAUUUAAAGUGUUUGCAUGCCAUGGAGAUCCAAGUCAUGAUACAGUUUCUACCUGUAAUUCUUAUGCAACUCUUCCGAGUUCUCACAAAUAUGACCCAUGAAGACGAUGUCCCUAUCAACUGCACCAUGGUUCUCUUACAUAUUGUAUCAAAGUGCCAUGAAGAAGGCUUGGAUAACUAUUUAAGAUCCUUCAUAAAGUAUAGCUUUCGACCUGAAAAGCCAAGUGCUCCUCAGGCCCAGCUGAUACAUGAAACCCUGGCUACUACGAUGAUAGCAAUACUGAAGCAGUCUGCAGAUUUUUUAGCAAUAAACAAACUGCUAAAGUACUCGUGGUUUUUCUUUGAAAUUAUUGCAAAGUCUAUGGCCACAUACUUGUUGGAAGAGAAUAAAAUUAAGCUUCCCAGAGGCCAGAGAUUUCCCGAGGCAUAUCAUCAUGUCUUACAUUCACUGCUUCUUGCAAUCAUUCCCCAUGUGACUAUUCGGUAUGCGGAAAUUCCCGAUGAGUCCAGAAAUGUCAAUUAUAGUUUGGCUAGUUUUCUCAAGCGCUGUUUGACACUAAUGGAUAGAGGAUUUGUUUUCAAUCUGAUAAAUGAUUAUAUAUCUGGAUUCAGCCCCAAAGAUCCUAAGGUCCUGGCUGAAUACAAGUUUGAAUUUCUACAAACCAUUUGCAAUCAUGAACAUUAUAUUCCUCUAAACUUGCCAAUGGCAUUUGCAAAACCUAAACUUCAGCGAGUUCAAGAUUUUUUUUCAUUUGCGGUGGACCGUUUGACUUCAGUAGAUUCAAAUCUUGAAUACAGUUUAUCAGAUGAGUAUUGCAAGCAUCACUUCUUGGUUGGUCUACUUCUGAGGGAAACCUCCAUUGCUCUUCAAGACAAUUACGAGAUCAGAUACACAGCUAUCUCUGUCAUAAAGAAUCUUUUGAUAAAACAUGCGUUUGACACUAGAUACCAGCACAAGAACCAACAAGCCAAAAUAGCCCAAUUGUACCUCCCUUUUGUCGGACUGCUUUUGGAAAACAUACAGCGAUUAGCAGGUCGAGAUACCUUGUAUUCUUGUGCAGCCAUGCCUAGUUCUGCAUCCAGGGAUGAGUUUGCAUGUGGCUUUACUUCACCUACAAGUAGAGGAAGUCUAAGCGCUGACAAAGACACUGUUUAUGGAUCAUUUCAAAAUGGACAUGGAAUUAAGAGGGAAGAUUCAAGAGGUUCCCUCAUCCCAGAAGGAGCAACAGGAUUUCCUGAUCAGGGCAACACUGGCGAAAAUACCCGGCAGAGUUCUACAAGGAGUAGUGUAUCCCAGUAUAACAGGCUGGAUCAGUGUGAAAUCAGAAGCCUCCUGAUGUGCUACCUGUAUAUUAUAAAAAUGAUUUCAGAAGAUACUCUCUUAACUUACUGGAAUAAAGUAUCUCCUCAGGAGCUCAUAAACAUUCUCAUACUUCUAGAAGUAUGUUUGUUUCACUUCAGAUACAUGGGGAAAAGAAACAUAGCAAGGGUGCAUGAUGCCUGGCUGUCUAAACACUUAGGAAUAGACCGAAAAUCGCAAACCAUGCCGGCUCUUCGAAACAGAUCAGGAGUGAUGCAAGCUCGGCUUCAGCAUCUAAGUAGCCUGGAAAGUUCAUUUACGCUUAAUCACAGUUCUACAACAACUGAAGCAGACAUUUUCCACCAGGCACUUCUUGAAGGCAACACUGCUACUGAAGUUUCCCUCACAGUCCUGGAUACCAUAUCUUUUUUCACCCAGUGCUUCAAGACCCAGCUUUUAAACAAUGAUGGCCACAACCCAUUAAUGAAAAAAGUAUUUGAUAUUCAUCUUGCUUUUCUUAAAAAUGGACAGUCUGAAGUGUCGCUGAAACAUGUUUUUGCUUCACUGAGAGCUUUCAUCAGUAAGUUUCCCUCGGCCUUUUUCAAAGGAAGGGUAAACAUGUGUGCUGCAUUUUGCUAUGAGGUUUUAAAAUGCUGCACCUCGAAGAUUAGCUCAACUAGGAAUGAAGCAUCUGCACUUUUGUAUCUUUUGAUGAGAAACAACUUUGAGUAUACCAAAAGGAAAACCUUUUUGAGGACGCAUCUGCAGAUAAUAAUUGCUGUGAGCCAGCUGAUAGCUGAUGUAGCGCUCAGUGGAGGAUCAAGAUUUCAGGAGUCUUUAUUCAUUAUCAAUAAUUUUGCAAACAGUGACAGACCUAUGAAGGCAACUGCUUUUCCCACCGAAGUCAAAGAUUUGACCAAGAGAAUCCGUACUGUUCUUAUGGCCACUGCUCAAAUGAAGGAACACGAGAAAGACCCAGAAAUGCUAAUUGAUCUCCAGUAUAGCUUAGCCAAGUCCUAUGCAAGUACUCCAGAGCUCAGGAAAACCUGGCUUGACAGCAUGGCCAAGAUUCAUAUAAAAAACGGAGAUCUUUCAGAGGCUGCAAUGUGCUAUGUUCAUGUAGCAGCUCUGGUUGCAGAGUUUCUUCAUCGAAAAAAAUUAUUCCCUAAUGGAUGUUCAGCCUUCAAGAAAAUUACUCCCAAUAUAGAUGAAGAAGGGGCAAUGAAAGAAGAUGCUGGAAUGAUGGAUGUCCAUUAUAGUGAAGAGAUUUUGCUGGAGUUGUUAGAACAAUGUGUGGAUGGCUUAUGGAAGGCAGAACGUUACGAAGUCAUUUCUGAGAUUUCCAAGUUGAUCAUUCCAAUUUAUGAGAAACGUCGUGAGUUUGAGAAACUUACUCAAAUUUAUAGAACGCUUCAUGGAGCUUACACAAAAAUUCUGGAGGUUAUGCAAACCAAAAAAAGACUUUUAGGUACUUUCUUCAGAGUUGCCUUUUAUGGCCAAUCCUUUUUUGAAGAAGAGGAUGGAAAGGAGUACAUCUACAAAGAGCCGAAGCUUACCGGCCUCUCGGAGAUUUCCCUGAGACUUGUUAAACUUUAUGGUGAAAAAUUUGGUACGGAGAAUGUGAAAAUAAUUCAGGAUUCAGACAAGGUAAAUACCAAAGAACUUGAUCCAAAAUACGCUUAUAUCCAAGUUACUUACGUGAAGCCCUACUUUGAUGACAGAGAACUCACAGAAAGAAAGACCGAGUUUGAAAGAAAUCAUAAUAUCACCAGAUUUGUUUUUGAGGCUCCUUAUACUUUAUCAGGCAAAAAGCAAGGCUGUAUAGAAGAACAGUGCAAACGCCGUACAAUCUUGACUACUUCAAACUCGUUUCCCUACGUGAAGAAGAGGAUCCCUAUAAACUAUGAACAGCAGAUUAAUCUCAAACCAAUUGAUGUUGCUACUGACGAAAUAAAAGAUAAAACUGCAGAGCUGCAAAAGCUUUGCUCCUCUGCUGAUGUGGACAUGAUUCAGCUCCAACUCAAAUUGCAGGGCUGUGUUUCUGUGCAGGUCAAUGCUGGUCCAUUAGCAUAUGCAAGGACUUUCUUAAAUGACAGCCAAGCCAGCAAAUAUCCACCUAAAAAAGUGAAUGAGCUGAAAGACAUGUUUAGGAAAUUUAUACAAGCCUGCAGCAUUGCACUUGAACUAAAUGAGCGGCUAAUUAAAGAAGACCAAGUUGAGUACCAUGAAGGGCUAAAGUCAAAUUUCAGAGACAUGGUGAAAGAAUUGUCGGAUAUAAUCCAUGAGCAGAUAUUACAAGAAGACACCAUGCAUUCUCCCUGGAUGAGCAACACAUUACAUGUAUUUUGUGCAAUCAGUGGUACAUCAAGUGACAGAGGCUACGGAUCCCCGAGAUAUGCUGCUGAAGUGUGAAGACAUGCAGACGUAAAAUGACAACGAGACUGACCUUUCUCAGGAAUAUUCGGAGCUGUGCAAAUGUUAAAAUUUAAAGAUUCAUUAUUCAUGGAGUGUUCCGUCCACACACCAAAUUGUUCAUGCUUUCAAACAGGGUGCUUACAUAUUUGUAAAUAUUUAAGCAACUUGAAAGUGCCUGGAAAAUUGCACCACUGUGCUUGGUUUGUACUUUUUUAGGUAAAUCUAUAUACUGAAAAGUAGAGCUCAAACACAUUAAUUCAGUUCGUUUGCUUAAUGUUUGCUUCAAAUGAUGAUGGUACUAUGUAAAAUUGUAUAAUGGAACACAAUAAAAGGUAAAACUUAUUUGUAAUUAGAAGUGAAGGAAAAAAUACUUUGAACUUAGCAUUUUUAUUAUCAGGCUGAAUUCAGUAUCACACUAAUCCUUUGAAAAAAAUAUUGCUAACAUUCCCAUAAAACAUGGAUAUUUCAAAUCACAGUGAUAAGUUGAAUCCUUGACUAAAAAGCAACCAAAAGCAUUAUUUAACCAGUAGAAUUUCAAAAGGGAAUGACGUAUGUAGAAAUACCAAGCUUACAGUUCCUUGAAGUUGCGAUGUGAUGAUACUAGAUAAUUGACUUGGUCUGUCUUCCACAUAGAGAGAUGAGGGGUUCAUAUGUGGCGUAGGUUUCCCUAGCAGGCAGUAUUCAUUGCCAAAGCUUGAUCGGCUGGGGCGAUCCUUAGAGCUAAAAACAUUGCUGAGAAUUUGCUGCCAGUACAUCCUAUGCAGCUACAAAGUUUUAGCAGCAGGGUCUGAGGUAGGCACUGUAUAAGGCUUCUUUUCCUCAGUUACAGGGUAAACAAGCAUUUUGAUAGGAUCUGAUGGUUGCAGCAUGCCAUGGGACAGUGCACGUGACCAUAUGAAACAGAUUUAGCACCUGCCAGCUAGUGAUUAAGCACUGCGGCCGCUGACCUGCUAACCAAAAGGUCAGCAGUUCAAAUCCACCAGACGCUUCUUGGAAACCCUAUGGGGGCAGUUCUACUCUGUCCUGUAGGGUUGCUUUGAGUCGGAAUUGACUUGACAGCAAUGGGUUUAUUUAUUUAUUUAUUUGUUUUGAUUUAGCUAGGGAUUACAUUCUAUAAGAAACCUCACAUUACCGAAAUAAUUCAAGAAAAACCAAGGUGUGGCGAACUGUUUUUGGCUUGAAUUAUCCAUAUAAUUUUACAUGCCUUCAUGUAAACUUUAAGUUCUAGGCUUAUUUUCCUUAUGUAGUUUAACCUCUUUUGCUGAUGAAAAAACAGAAGCACUGAAAUAUAAAGGGAUUCCAUGGGUCCUUGGCUUUUUGAGUACUUUAUGAUCAUGUAAAUCUUAGACAUUAUUCUCCUGGCUUGAUCAUUUUUCUUUGCUUGUCCUUUUUAAGCUUUCGGGGGGGGGGCAAAAAUCAAUUUUGUAUCUUAACAGGAUAUUCAGAAGUAUUUCAGAGGCAGUUUGUAAUUCUUUAAUAUUUGGGAGUAACCUAUAAAGUGAGUUUCCCCUUUCAAAUGAUUAUAUUUGACAUGUAUAUGAAAGGAAACAUCUCCUAGAGUGAGUGCUGCCAUCUGAGAAUCAGUCAUCUUGGGGAAACCCCAGCGCUCUUUGGUCAAUAAGGAGUAUCAUACAUUUUUUUUUUUUAUCACUUCCCUCAGCAUAGUGUUACGCACUGUGGGUAAUUUUCGGAAAGUACAAUAAAUGGCCUCUGCCCUCAGGAGCUUGAAAUCUUGUUGAAGAGACAAGAUACACACACAAUUAGUUAAUAAGGGUUCAUAUAAGACAUGAAAAGUUGUGUAUGAGUAUUACCAAAUGAAAGGAUAUUCCAUGCAAGAAAAACAUAACGAGCAAAAGUACAAAAAGAAUUAGCAGAAGUUCAGGAGAUGGUGAGGAGACCAGUUUUGUUCAUGGGAAUAGUAGAUGAUCCACCUAGAAAACAGAGUUUGGAGCAGAUUUUGGAAGGCCUUGAAUGCUAAGCUAAUAGUGUUUGGACUUUGUUCAGUAAGCAUGAGAGAGCCAGUCAAGAUUUUUAUAGAUUACUUGAUUAAAUAUUCUCUUAUAUUGCUGCCAGUUGUAUGUGAGACAGAGAAAAAUGGAAAUGGAAACCAAUUAGACAGCUAUCGCAAUAAUCAAGUAACGAGUCCAUAAAAUCCUAGAGUCAGGUGAUAUGAACAGGAGUGGAGAAGGCAAGUACAAAAGACAUUGUACGGAAAGACUAGACAGGACUGAUUGAAUGGCUAAGGAGAAAAAAGGAAAAGUCAAACAUAAUUUUGUUUCCUGUGGCCAGUGAAUUUUCCAGGGCAUGGGACAAUUUCACUAGAUUUGUUUAGCCAACUUGCAGACUAAGGACAGCAAGCUAUGGAGAGUAGAGGGAGCUGGACUAGGGAGAGCCUGGUGUUUCUAACCAUUGCACAUAUUGGGUAUUACCAUUUAUAUAGUUUAGUGAUGUCAGGGAGUUGUUUGGCCUCCACAAAUUAAUUCACGUCAUGGAAUACAUUUCUGCUUUUGUAAUUAAACUUGAGCCCAGUUUCCCUUGGAAACUAUUGUUUUGAUAGUCUUUGAACAUACUGUAAAAUGUGACGAAAUCACAAUUGGUAGAGUUAGUUUAUGCAAAUUUUUUAAGUAACCAGUUGUCACCAAUUCUGUGGCAUCGUGUCUGCAGAUUGGAUUGUUACUGUUACCAUCACUAUAUGGUUUGGCUGCAUAUAUAAAUACUGUAAGCAUCUUUUUAAAAAUGAAAAGAAGGCAGCAGUGGUGGCAAUAGCUUUGGAACCUCUACUAACACAUCAUCAUAGAACUAGCAAUGACUCACUGGUUUAUAAACUAAAUAGGUCACAAUAAUAAGAAUCCAAGCUUUUUUUUAUAAACAUUGGUUUUAUCUGAGAUGAAGAAUAUGAGCAAUGUGUUAAAAUAAUAGGAAUUUCCAAACUCUUCCAAAUACUAAUAAUUAGAUACAUAUUUCAGGCUCUGAUCCACAAAAUGUCGGGCUACUUUCAGUCUCAGUCUUAUGGGAACAUAACCCUGCUUCAACUAUCAAAACACAAAGGGAAAGAAAUAGAAUAAAAGCUGGUUGGUGAUGGGGAGUGGGUUUGUGUAACAAGGCUAUUCCUCUGUCCUGGGUCUGGCCAGUAAUAGUAUUUUGUUUAUCUGGGUACAGUUAUAAUAAGUGCUUCUUCUAGUGCCUGACCACACAGUGGUCACUCUCUAGGAAAAGUAUCUGUAUCCAACUCCUGAUUGAAGAUGUGCCUAAGUUCUUCAAAGAGUUUGCCUCUGUGGAAUGGCAUUUUAAAACUUUCUCACAUGCUUUUAUUUUUUUUCCCUUCUGCUUUUCCUCCUUAUGAGAUACAGUUCACUCAUUUAAAGUAUACAAUUCAAUGGUUUUUAAUAUAUUCACAGAGUUGUGUGACCAUCACUACAGUCAAUUUUAGAUCAUUUCUAUCAUCUCAAAAGAACCCCCCCCCCACCCCCUGUAAGCAUUAAAAGUCACUCCAUGAUUGGAACUCUUAUACACUGCUGGUGGGAAUGUCAAAUGGUACAACCACUUUGGAAAUCUAUCUGGCGUUUCCUUAAAAAGUUAGAAAUAGAACUACCAUACAACCCAGAAAUCCCACUCCUCGGAAUAUAUCCUAGAGAAAUAAGAGCCUUUACACGAACAGAUAUAUGCACACCCAUGUUUAUUGCAGCUCUGUUUACAAUAUCAAAAAGCUGGAAGCAACCAAGGUGUCCAUCAACGGAUGAAUGGGUAAAUAAAUUGUGGUAUAUUCGCACAAUGGAAUACUACGCAUCGAUAAAGAACAGUGACGAAUCUGUGAAACACUUCAUAACAUGGAGGAACCCGGAAGGCAUUAUGCUGAGCGAAAUCAGUCAGAGGCAAAAGGACAAAUAUUGUAUAAGACCACUAUUAUAAGAUCUUGAGAAAUAGUAUAAACUGAGAAGAACACAUACUUUU
Messenger RNA from Loxodonta africana (African savanna elephant), 11955 nucleotides. It is a transcript of the gene DOCK11, whose product is annotated as dedicator of cytokinesis 11. Gene Ontology annotation, biological process: marginal zone B cell differentiation; small GTPase-mediated signal transduction; positive regulation of GTPase activity. The record is from RefSeq and is a predicted model, not a curated record. Gene Ontology annotation, molecular function: guanyl-nucleotide exchange factor activity. The transcript has 54 exons. NCBI's taxonomy places the organism in Eukaryota, Metazoa, Chordata, Mammalia, Proboscidea, Elephantidae. Bases 1837 to 8001 code for a protein of 2054 amino acids.